GUAGAAGUCGCAGCGCUACGCACACCGCGAUCGAGAAAAAUAAACACGCGCAAAAAGUCACCUGUGAUUUUGUUUGGUAGAGACUGAAGGUGCCAACGUGUGAUGUGCGGUUUUUAGAGUGCCUUGCCAGUGCCAAACAUGGAUAAGAGUUUUGGAUAAUUUGUGAGAAUAUUUGUGGAAUUAUUUGUGAUAGCUUAUAAUGGAUGAGGCGUCGGUUGGGGUGCCGAAUGCCAUCAACCGAAGCGACCUGGACGGAGAAGAGCUGCUUUUUGAACCACUGGAAAGUUUCUUCAAUGGAAAUUUUCUACCGCCGCCGCCUCGGCCAUUUUUUCUCGACGAAACCGCCACCCCAGAUGGCCUCACCACCUGUGAUCUAUGCUCGUGGGCAUGGCAGAAUAGCAAUUCCAUUUUCACCCUUGAAAAGGCCAUCGGUAAGAAUGAAACCUCAGGAGAACUAGGAUGGGUCUUAACGUUAGUUAUAGUUUCUCUAGUGUCAGCUUUAAUAGGAGCAAUAAUUAUGAUAAUAGUUUUACAUUGUCGAAGGUUAAAACAUUCGGAAACAAAUGAAACCGAAAGAGGCAGCAUACCAAUGCAAAGACACCCGAGCCUGAGGCCGCCCAUAAGCACCCCGGACGACAAAACAAUAAGCACCAUAACCCCCGCCACGUUCCCCAACGUCCCCAGCGCCCCCAACGCCAACUCCGGCGUUUGGUCGUGGCUAUCUAGACGCAGCGUAACCACCCCCUCCCAACUGGACAACCCGCCGUCGUUCCCGGCGGAAAACCACUACACCCACAUGGAGGACUCGUACAACACGGUCGGCGAAGCCUUGUACGCGGAGCUAGACAGAGACAGCAACAGCCCCGCCUAUCAGAACUCGGCGUACACUGAUCCGGACGCGCAGCAGUCCAGCGCGCCGAGCAGCGCCUACUACUCGGAUCUGUCGGUCACGACCGUGCCCGAGCGCGCCUACGAAGUCGUCGGUUUGGUCACCAUGACGCCCUGGGACAGUAAUUGUGCUAACAGUUUUGAGCUGCGCAGGCCCAGUGCGCGUUUGGCCGCCAUAAGUGAGAAUGUCACAGUGCCCUCGGACUAUGUGUGAGAAGUGUAGUUUUAAAUAAAUCAUUGUAUAUUUGUACAUAUAUUUUUAUUUAUAAUGUAAAAUCUUGCCCCAUACGGUAAAGUUCGUUAUUUUUUUACUGAAGGACUUUCUUGUAAAAUUUGAUUUGGUUUAAAAACCUAAACGUUGCAAUAUUGUAAAUACUAUACUUUAGGAAGGUUCUACUUCCAUUAAAAAUGUCAUUGCCUCAUAAAUUUAAUUUGUGAGCCUAGAUGAUUAGUGUGAUAUAAGUAUAUUUAAGCAGUAUGUUUUAUAAUAUGCAUUUAAUGUUG
This is a messenger RNA of Brassicogethes aeneus, 1392 nucleotides long. Lineage: Eukaryota; Metazoa; Arthropoda; Insecta; Coleoptera; Nitidulidae. The record is from the annotation of a GenBank genome assembly.